This is a messenger RNA of Cryptosporidium ubiquitum, 471 nucleotides long. RefSeq lists its product as uncharacterized. Gene Ontology annotation, molecular function: ubiquitin conjugating enzyme activity. Bases 1 to 471 code for a protein of 156 amino acids. The record is from RefSeq and is a predicted model, not a curated record. Gene Ontology annotation, biological process: protein polyubiquitination; proteasome-mediated ubiquitin-dependent protein catabolic process; DNA repair. The transcript is spliced from 3 exons. NCBI's taxonomy places the organism in Eukaryota, Apicomplexa, Conoidasida, Eucoccidiorida, Cryptosporidiidae.
AUGUCUUUUCAAGCUAAGCGUAGGCUUUUAAGAGACUUUGCAAAACUUUCAAAUAAUCCACCACAUGGUAUUUGUGGAACACCUAUUGAUGAUGAAAUGCUACAUUGGGAUGCUGUAAUUUUUGGGCCUGAAGGAACUAUUUGGGAGGGUGGGAUAUUUAAGUUAGAUAUUCAAUUCACCGAGGAAUAUCCUAACAAAGCUCCUAAAAUCAAAUUUGUGACAAAAGUUUUCCAUCCAAAUGUAUAUAAUAAUGGAAAUAUAUGUUUGGAUAUUUUGCAACAACAUUGGAGCCCCGUUCUUGAUAUUUGCUCGAUUCUUACCUGCAUUCAAUCGUUAUUAAAUGACCCCAACCCCAACUCCCCUGCAAAUGCAGAGGCUGCCCAACUCUAUAUUGAAAAUAAAUUAGAAUACUAUAAAAUGGUGCAAAGAUGCGUAAAAGAGUCACAAGAAGAAGUAAUGACAAAUAACUAA